CUUUUUUUUAGUAGUAUCAAGAGCUUCCCAGGAGAGGAAAAAAUAUUGUCGGCUUGUCACAAUAAAUUCCAGCGGCACAGAACAUCUGUUUAGAAGAAUUGCAAGGUCUGUGUGAAGAGCAAAAGAGAGGGGAAGCACAGUAUGUGUGUGGUUUUGGUGUCUCUGACUCCAUAAGGACAGAUCCAUUCAGCUGCUUCAGAGUUGUGUGAAGGAAAACCAUUCUGGCUUGAGAUACUGGAUUGAUCUGGCACUCCAAAAGGGUGAAUGAAAUGAGCUCUUUCGAUUCUAGUAUUUGAAAAGCUAAGUAAUUCUCUGGAAGAAUUGUUCUAAAUGAGCCUGGUCAAGAUACUGGAUCUGUGUGAAGAGGACUAAGGAUACAAUAGGAUGUCAACUGAGACAGAACUUCAAGUGGCUGUUAAAACCAGCACAAAGAAAGAGUCUAAAAAGAAAGGUCAGGAUCGUAGUGAAGCAACUUUAAUAAAGAGGUUUAAAGGCGACGGUGUUCGAUACAAAGCAAAACUCAUUGGGAUAGACGAAGUCUCUGCAGCGCGAGGUGACAAGUUAUGUCAAGAUUCCAUGAUGAAAUUAAAGGGAAUUGUUGCUGCAUCUCGUUCAAAAGGUGAACAUAAACAGAAAAUAUUUCUAACCAUUUCCUUUGGAGGAAUCAAAAUCUUCGAUGAGAAGACAGGACUACUACAGCACCAUCAUGCAGUACAUGAAAUUUCAUACAUCGCAAAGGAUAUCACAGACCAUCGGGCCUUUGGAUAUGUGUGUGGAAAGGAAGGGAAUCAUAGAUUUGUGGCAAUAAAAACAGCCCAGGCAGCAGAACCUGUAAUUUUGGAUUUGCGAGACCUCUUCCAACUUAUUUAUGAGUUGAAACAAAGAGAAGAAUUGGAGAAGAAGGCACAAAAAGAUAAACAAUGUGAACAAGCUGUAUAUCAGGUUCCUACUAGCCAAAAGAAAGAAGGUGUUUAUGAUGUGCCAAAAAGUCAACCUGUAAGU
This is a messenger RNA of Python bivittatus (Burmese python), 1002 nucleotides long. The record is from RefSeq and is a predicted model, not a curated record. NCBI's taxonomy places the organism in Eukaryota, Metazoa, Chordata, Lepidosauria, Squamata, Pythonidae.